Molecule: messenger RNA, 384 nt
Organism: Chironomus riparius
Lineage: Eukaryota; Metazoa; Arthropoda; Insecta; Diptera; Chironomidae
Source: the annotation of a GenBank genome assembly
AUGGAUACAAGUACUGGAACUGUAUUUUCAAUUAAUCUCGUUGACUUGGCUGGAAGUGAAAAUAUAUCAAAAGCUGGAAAUGAGAAAGGAAUUCGUACUCGAGAGUCAGUCAAUAUUAAUCAAUCACUUUUAACUCUUGGUCGUGUCAUUACUGCAUUAGUUGAAAGAGCUCCACACGUUCCAUAUCGUGAAUCAAAGUUGACAAGAUUAUUCCAAGAAAGUCUUGGUGGACGAACAAAGACGUCAAUUAUUGCAACGAUAUCUUGUGACAUAAAGCGAGAUUUGCUGGCUGCUCGUGAGAGAAAUGGAAUUUAUUUGCCAACGGAUUCUUACAAUGACAUGGUCUAUAAAAUGGAAAAAACUGAGAAGGAAUUACAAAAAUGA